AUGAAUAACUGUCCGAGGUUAAAAUUAUAAUCGGAGUAAUCGCAACAUCUCAAUUUUGUAGAAAUUCUGCUACUAAAUUGAGCAGGGGAGGCAGCGAAACAGCAAGCGCAACGACUACGACAACCUGUUCAUCUCCAGCCGUCUACAGAGCUUCGGCUCUCGAUGUAAAUGAUGAUGGUUCGAUGCUGGAGAAUGGCUUCUAUUGUAAUGAGGUAACUUUCGUGAAUCACUCUUUCCAAGCGCAAUUGUUUUACUUUUAGGACACAAGUCUGACGGAUUUCCCUUGCAACCAAACAGAAGCAGCUUCGUCGCAGAGAAGCAUUCUUCUCACAAGAGCCAACUUGAACGAUUCCUUCGGAUUUGCCAUACAGGUUCUGUCGUGGUUCGAAUUUAUUCCGAUCCUCGUCAUUUUGCAGUCUUAUGUGUUCAAAAGGUCUUCGAGCAAGUCGCUCGAAAGGAUCACCUAUAUUGACUAUGUUCAAGCCGGGAGCCCAGCUGAAAGAGCUGGAAUCCAGAAAGGUCAAAAUGUCUUCUUGAUAGUCAGAAAAAAAAAAUGAAAUCAUUUUACCAAGUGAGUUGAAAUUAUUUAAAAAAAGAAAAAACGAUCACGUUACACGAUUUCAAAACAUUUUUCGAUUUUUGGUGUAGAUUUCUGAAUGUAGUCUUUUCAGAAUGUCUUACUGCAGUAAAGGCACAUAAUUCUCGCACGAGCCAAUUUUUUUCUCGUCAAACAAUUUUUCGGCCACUUGCGUUCAUUUAUUUCUGAUUUUCCACUAUCGCGUAAUUUUUCAAUGAUUUUUUUAAAAAUUUUUAUCAUCUUCAGGAGACGUUGUUGUAGCCGUGAAUGGCGAAUGCGUUCUUUCGACGUCACAUACCGACCUCGUCGAGACGAUAUCCUCCCUUCUGCAAACCAGUUUGAUUCUUAUCUACAAAGUUGAAGGAUUCUUUUCUUCUUGUGAAACUAAAAAAAAGUCUUCAGGAUGUCGCCAAAAUCAUCUCGUUGACGAUGCGUUCAAUGCAGUUACGCUACAUUUUGGAGCAGAAGAAAAAGCUGUUGGAGAUUUUAGAAGACCAAGAAGCGUUCCUUUUGAGAAAAGGUUAACUAUUUUCUUUUUUGAAACUAUUUGAAACUAAAUGUUGCGAAGAAAUAUGAAUAUGAUAUGGGGUUUCCAAAAAUAAUAGCUCUUUGUUGAAAAUGAAACAAAUUGAUAAUUUUUUUUUCAAAUGAAGGUUUCUCCUCAAAAAGAAAACUAUACGGUUUUCUCGACGUUCUCAUCGUAACUUUUUUAUAUCAUUGAUAUGAAUGGAGUAUAUUUUCGUUUUUGAUUUUCGCCAGCGUCUCCUCUUCUUUAUAUCUCGAACUUUACAGUGGAUUUUCCUUUAAUCAAUUUUUCUAUGAGAACGCUCUCUUCCUUAAUGAUUUCAUCAAUUUAUGUUUAUUAUUCUUCAAAAAAAACCGAGAGUUUUUUUUUCUACCUGGCUAUAAAAUUUGAGAGUAUGUAAUCUUUCUUCCUCUCACAAGCAAGGUCUUUUUAAUUUUCGGUUCGAAUUUUCCUGAAAUUUUACCAGAAUAAUUUUUGAUUCACCAGGUGAAAAGCUUGAAAACUUGCACAACUUCUUAGUUUUUGAGAAUUGAGGGCCCAAAGUCAACGAACAUCCUCAAAAUCCGCUUAAAUAGCCUUUUUUUGCUUUGAGCUCUAUUUUUUUUUUCAAUUUAGUUUACAAACUUUCAUUAUUUUACACCAAGAAGUUUUUUGGCCAACUUUUAGGAUUUUCUCAACUGCAAAUUAAAAAGACCUUCCUUGUCAGCUCCUCUUUGAAAAGAAUUUUAUAGAAACCAACGAUUCGUUGUUGUACACAAUGGAAGACCUUCCUGAGGUCGACGGCUCGCCGUCUUCUUUUGCGGAGAUCGACUCUGCAAAGUGUACUUCCGUGUUCGGCUACCGCCACGUCAUCAGAGUCGACAGCUCCGGAAGCACGUCUUCUUUAAAUUCGCCGCAAAUCACCCGCUUGUAG
Caenorhabditis auriculariae is the source of this 2016-nucleotide messenger RNA. Lineage: Eukaryota; Metazoa; Nematoda; Chromadorea; Rhabditida; Rhabditidae. The record is from the annotation of a GenBank genome assembly.